GGUAUAUCGAUUAUGUUUCAAUUACAAUUUAAAUGCAGGUAGGUGAAUAUAAAACUCCGCCUGUAGCUCUUCUAGCGCUACUGCCGGUCUCAAGCACGGCUAAAUAGGAGGUCCGCGUGUGGGGUCGGCAACCUCAAGCGAUUUGCAAGUCUGAUACGACUGAUGAUUGGUGGUUUAGGAGUAGGUUAGAAGAAAACCAAGGUGGCCAAACUAAAACACGUAACCAGUGCAUGCAGUGACUGAUCAUUGAACUGAUCCAUGUUAACAAGUGUAGAUUACCUAGUUGAAGUCCGGACAAUCAAUUAUCUAUAUUAAGGGUUAAAGACUUUAGAUGACAUGGAUCAAAAUCCUUUGCUAUGGCGCAUGUGUAUUCACCUUUUUCUCCUAAAAGGUCCUAACUGUCUGAAUUCCUCCAAAAAAUGUGUUUCACUAGUUUGUAUUUUUCCAAUCAUAUUUUUGAUGCCUAGUCUUUUCUAUUACCACGAGUACUGUUACUGCCUCUAUUAUUCUGGGAUUUGCUCUGACGAUUUUAUCUUUCUGUUUUAAUGGAGAAUGGGAACUUAAACCAAUGUACUACGUCCUACGCUAUGUAUCUGCAACUGGCUGAUACUGAAAACGUUAUGAGUUGUUGUGCGUUGAAAAAGUGUUGAAAUACAAGCACUUCUAUCUACAAUGCCACUAUUUUGACUGCGAAUGACUCAUUUAACUACUUCUCUGAAGAGUAAAUCUUAACGAAAAAAUACAAGUUAUGAGUCUAUAGCAUAGUUUUCUCUUCUUGUUUACUUAUUUCAGGUUGAGUUUCAAUUUCCUCUUUGACUAUUAAAGAAGAAAAGCACAGGACUUUGUGAAGGCCAAAAUACAAGAUCAUGAGAUUUUCGAGAUAUGAAUUCAAAUUCCUCGUUGUUGUAUGGUUAUCUCUAUUGCCAGUUUUGAUGUUUUGUAUAACAGUUUACUUCAGAAAGAAGACAUUCUCGAAAACGGAAUUAUGCCGUGAAGGUCUGGUCGAUAACGUAUCAGUUACAAGUGAAGGAGUGGAUUGGAUCACAGAUGAGAUUUCUCAUUCUAGAUUAUUUGACCUCAGAAUUCCAAGUGAAGGCUUGCCUCGUGAUGCAGUUUGAAGAUUUGCCUAGUGUGUUUUCUUUUCAUUGGUACUGAAAACGUAUUCAUGAUGGAUGAAAGUGUCUUAAUCAAGGAGGAUCAAAUAAAAAAUGUAGAUCGGAUCGGUAUUUCUCAUGAGACACUUAGACGUCGUGCUUUGAAUUACGUUCAUGAAGCACGAUACACUUUGAACAAUUUACGCAACAUUUUUAACCAAUUAAAAAAAGUUAAUCAAAAGGAAUUGGACACUGAAACAGUUUCAUCAAUACAAGCAUCGUUAGUUCGUUAUCGACAGAAUAUGGAGGAAACUAUUACACACUUUCAAAUUAUACUUAACAAACUAGGUGAAUUAGAUGAAUUUUCACAAAUCAGAAAGAAUGGCUUAAAUAAGCUUUCACAGCGAUUACAGGAGAAGAUUCAAAAACAACAGAAUCCGUCAGAUUGUAAAAAGGCCAAAUAUGUAACAUUAGACUUCACUAAUUUGUGUGGAUUGGGUUGUCGCAUUCAUCAACUCAUGUACUGCUUACAAUUGGCUCUUGAAAAUGAGCGUGUUUUUGUAUUAAAGAAACAUCAUUCUGGAGACCCAUUUCGAGAAUGGCUUCAUCAGAGCAUGUUACCACUUUCUGACAAAUGCAGUUAUUUGGACUCAGAUAAUAGAUCAGAUAACAUCGAAUGUCCUCUGGUUCGAAAGGCUUUCACCGAUCCUAAAUGGUUGCCACAUGCUCUCCCGAUAGAUAUGAAUGAAGAAUUAUUGCGUUUACAUGAGGCACCCUUUGUUUGGUUUGCUGGUCAACUAGCAGCCUACAUUUUGCGUCCAAAGCCACAACUUGCACAAUUGAUCAAUGUAACUUUGAAGAGCUUUAAAACGAGUGGUAAUCCUGUUGUUGGCGUGCAUAUCAGGCGUACCGAUAAGGUUGACGUUUGUUCAUAUACGUUGUCAGAAUAUAGUAUGAUGCACUUAGUUGUUCAGAAUCUAAACAGUGAAUGUUGAGAAUGAAAGACACGUUUCCAGUUUUGUCUUUGGAUUAAACUACUUUUGAAAACUGGGAUGGUCAUUCAGAAAUCAUUAUCAUCCUGCUCAACAGAAUACUGGUUGGUAGAUUUGGUUGACUUCGAUAUACCUGCUGAUUGAACAAAGUUUCAGGCUUUUUAAAUUUCCCUGAGAUUUUUGUGCUUCUUCUGUCGAAGUUCGGACAUUUCCCCAAUUUGAUUUACGCUAAAAAUUAUCCACAAGCAUUUAUAUAAGCACAUCUACGUCAAGGCGAAUAACGGUUAACCAACGCCCAUACAGGAAUGGACUGAAAGUGUGACCGCUUUCCACGGUGUCGUAUUUGUCACAGUUUCUCUUGUAUUUUAUGUUUCCCUUUCUUUUAUUUGUCAUUAUACCUGUGGGUUUUUAUAAUAAAUAUUGUACCGGCUUAUAGGCUGUACUUACUUAUAGUCGUACAAACCUGUUCGUGAUCUUGCUGAUGUUCUUCGGAUAGAGUAGAAUUCCCCCCUUUGCUGAUGUUUAGUACUGAUUUUGUAUUUGACGUUAUUAAAAUAACCCAUAACUAUAUAUACGAAUGUACAGCUCAAGUAAAUGAUUUCGUCGAAAAGAAAAUUUUCUUCGCUGAAUUCUCUUUUUUUUUAUUUGACGUAACCUUUAACAGACAUACCUUGUUGAUAUUUUGUAUCAAACCAUUUUUCCGAAAUGCAUCCAGUUUCUUUUCCCUGUGAUGCUUUAAAAUCUUUACCGUUUUGAGUAGUUUUUGUAAAUAUCAUAUUUUUGCGUCAAUACGUUGUCGCUGCUAUAAGUGAGUAUUCGACUAGUGUGGUUUGUUUUUCUGCAUACUCAGUUUGAAGUUUCUGGUGUUGGUUGAAUCUCCAACGUUUUCAAUGAUCUUUGUCAAAUAGAUUUGAAGUUCAUAUGAGAGAAUAGUUAUCAAGAGUCAGUUUGCCAGCUGACUUUACUAUAGAAAUUGAGUAGGAAUAUCAAGUUUAAAGGUUUUGGUGUAAAUACUUCAUGAAGAAUAAAGUUUAUGAAAAUAUAAAGGGGAUUGAGUUUGGAGCAUCUUGUCAUUGACAACUAUAGUUUAAUAUUUUCGAAAUUGAAUGUUCUAAUGAUCACAUCUUGCACUUGUACUCUUUUUUAUAGUUAAUUUUGGAGGCUCAGUUUCAUAACUUAUCCGAGUACAUGGAACACGUGAAUAAUUUCUUUGAUUUACAAAGUGUUCAUCUCUUGACAAUGUCAAAGAGACAUGACAUGAAUGAAGAGAGAUUUGGAUCAGUUUCUGAAAGAAUCAUUAGAAGAAAUAACUCUGUUCAGGCUAAGCGAAGUGUUUACUUGUCGACAGAUGAUCCGAAUAUUUUUACUCAACUACCCUACAGUUAUCCAAACUACACCGUCUAUGGUAGUCGAGGUAGAUCGCAUUCAGCUAAUUUGAAUAUGCGGAUGUCAGUUAAUUCAAUGAAUAAUGCAAUCAUUGACAUCAUUGCACUUUCAAUGACGGAUUUCCUUGUGUGUACAUUUUCAUCGAAUGUCUGUCGUUUAGCCUAUGAGUUAAUGCAAACACGUCAUAUGGAUUUGGGUGAUGCAACACAAUUAUUUCAUUCAAUCGAUAAGUCAUACCAUGAAGAAGAUUACGGCAGACUGAAAUUCAAUGUGAUCAUUCCAGAUAUGAAGGUAAAUUUGAAGUAUGGUGAUGUAGUGGAAAUUGUCAAAACUUACUGGAAUGGUUCAUUGUUAGUAAAACUAGUGCAAUCAAGUGAAGAUAUACAUAAUAAAAACCAAAAGGGUAUGAAAAACGACUUAUUCAUUGCACCUGCUUACAAGUUGAGACCAAUAAUAAACAUGACUGGAUUCAACUGACGAAGUGAGAUUGUUUCACUGUAGAUUCAGUUUUAAACCGCCAUCUUUUUUUUCCAACUUAGGUUUUGAUAACUAACAUUAUCCUGCUCAAUAUUUUAUACACAGCUAAUAACUUAUAUUCACAUUCUUAUAAAUCUGUUGACUUUCACUAAUGUAUGUUUUAGUUAAUUCUUUACUGAAAUUGUACGGUACUACCGAAUAGACGUGACUCAUGAAACAACACUGACAAAUUAAAGUCGGUUAUUGACAAGA
Schistosoma haematobium is the source of this 4201-nucleotide messenger RNA. Its product is annotated as Alpha-(1,6)-fucosyltransferase, variant 2. Gene Ontology annotation, molecular function: alpha-(1->6)-fucosyltransferase activity. NCBI's taxonomy places the organism in Eukaryota, Metazoa, Platyhelminthes, Trematoda, Strigeidida, Schistosomatidae. The coding region runs from base 1166 to 2089 and encodes 307 amino acids. The transcript is spliced from 9 exons. Gene Ontology annotation, biological process: protein N-linked glycosylation. The record is from RefSeq and is a predicted model, not a curated record.